Molecule: messenger RNA, 895 nt
Organism: Aspergillus steynii IBT 23096
Lineage: Eukaryota; Fungi; Ascomycota; Eurotiomycetes; Eurotiales; Aspergillaceae
Product: putative O-methyltransferase
Exons: 4
Coding region: 133-786 (217 amino acids)
Molecular function (GO): O-methyltransferase activity
Source: RefSeq, a predicted model, not a curated record
AAUACGGCAUACCAGCCAUAGUUCUUAUCAUAUCUACAAGCAUUCAAUUUAACUCGCUUUCCUCCAAUCACUCAUAGUUUCUGUUGUAUACUCGAACAUCUCACAUCACUACACACAGCCAAUUAGCCCAACAUGUCUCUGGAACAGAACAUCGAGUCUCAAGCCCAAGCCCUCCACUCGCACAUCUUCUCCCAGCCCCAAGACCAGUACACCAAUAAGCCAUGGGCCCUAGUCACCGCGAUCGACGCCUUCGCAUUCGCCAACAAAAUGAUGACAUACCGCGAUGAGAAGAUCCAAGUUUCCAAGCAGCAGCUUGAACGCAUGCAGACCGCGCCUCGCACCCUGCUCGAAUUCGGCACCUACGUCGGCAGCUCCGCCAUCGCAUGGGGCGCUAUCCUGCGCGAUCUCCACGGCGAGACCAGCCGCGUGUACACGUUCGAGCUAAGCGCCGUGAACGCCCAGAUUGCGCGGGACUUCGUCCGCCUUGCGGGGCUGCAGGACAUCGUGCAUGUCGUGGAGGGUCGAGUUCGGAGUCCCUGCGCUGAUGUUGUGUUCUUUGACCACUGGGAGAAGUUCUAUGUUCCGGAUUUGAAGAUCAUUGAGGAGCUGGGGCUGUUGAGGAAGGGGGGUCUCGCGAUUGCGGAUAAUACGGAUAUGCCUGGGGCGCCGAAGUAUGUGGAGUAUGUGAAGGGGAGUGCGAGAUAUCAGACGGAGGAGAUUGAUAUCGAGGAGUUGAAGCCUUGGCCGUCCAUUGUGAUGGUCAGUACUGUGGUUAGUGAUGAGUGAACUCGUGGCAUAGAAGGAACAUGGUUAUGAUUAAGAUGGCACACUGAAUCUAUCUAUAUUUAUUUAUAAUGUUGUCUCAAUUCAGCUCACUGUCCAAGAAAUAACUCAG